Nelumbo nucifera (sacred lotus) is the source of this 598-nucleotide messenger RNA. Its product is annotated as auxin-induced protein X15-like. NCBI's taxonomy places the organism in Eukaryota, Viridiplantae, Streptophyta, Magnoliopsida, Proteales, Nelumbonaceae. Gene Ontology annotation, biological process: response to auxin. The record is from RefSeq and is a predicted model, not a curated record.
GUUCUCAUCAUUCCACAUUUACACAAAUCACAAUCUCCAAUAUUCUCAGAAUUCUCUUCCUUCUCUAUCAAUCCUUCUGUUGUUUGAUUUCUUAUUCUUGCAAUAUAAUUGUGCCUAUAAGCCAUGGGUAUACGCUUGCCUGGAUUGGUUCAUGCCAAGAUGAUUCUUCGACGUUCUUUUCUUACUGCAAAUCAAUCAACUUCUGCAGCAACAGAUGUCCCCAAAGGCCACCUGGCUGUUUAUAUUGGAGAGACGACCCAGAAGAAACGGUUCGUGGUUCCCAUAUCCUAUUUGAACCACCCUUCAUUCCAAUCCUUGCUUACUCGCGCUGAAGAAGAGUUCGGAUUUGAUCAUCCAAUGGGUGCUCUGACAAUCCCUUGCCAAGAAGAAGCCUUCAUUCGUCUCACAUCCUGUUUGAACGGUUCUUGACAACUAUUUAAGGAUCAAGGAAGACAGCUAAAACUGAAGUCUGGCCAAGAAAUGGCCAAUUACAUGUAAAUAUAUUUUUUUUUCUUGCAGAAGAGAGUUGAGGAAGAAAAAAAAAAAGAGAUUUCUUCCUCUAUAUAUAUGAACAAUUUUCAAUACAAAAUUUUCUUCU